This is a messenger RNA of Drosophila rhopaloa, 728 nucleotides long. RefSeq names its product selenoprotein BthD. NCBI's taxonomy places the organism in Eukaryota, Metazoa, Arthropoda, Insecta, Diptera, Drosophilidae. Bases 145 to 564 code for a protein of 139 amino acids. Gene Ontology annotation, cellular component: Golgi apparatus. The transcript has a single exon. The record is from RefSeq and is a predicted model, not a curated record.
CCCAGGAGAAUUGUGUCAAGCCUCUGAGCCUCAGAUUCACCCCUCGACCAGGAACAUCCCCACUCCCUGCGAUGACUGCUGUGCGUCGGAGGUCGUAGUCUGUCCAAGAUUCCCACCUGUUUGUGUGUCCAACCGUCCGUCGAGAUGCCCGACAAGAGGCCACUGGAUCCACACCAGCCGGUGCUCUAUAUCGAACACUGUCGCUAUCGCCACACUUAUAGGAAACAUGCUCUGCACCUCCAUUCUUCGCUGGCAGAAGCUCUGAGGGCCAUCCAGCCGAGGGUUAAGCUCCAGCUAAGGAUCAAUGACAAAGGUCCUCCGCAGGAUGGAUCCUUCGAGGUGGCGGUUGCCCAGCAACCCACCGAGGAUGCCACCGCCCGCCAAAGUGUGUGGACCGGCCUGCGGAGAAUGCCCAGUGCAUCGAAGGUUCCCCAUGUGGACGACAUCAUCACCCCGGUUUGUUUCGCCCUUCAGCUUAGGGAUCCCCACAUGGAGUCACAUCGACGGAUGCUGACCAAUUUGCGGCACAACGAGGGCAGUCGGGCAAGGAGGGGACUCAAAUAAGUAGUGAACAAGUAUUUUGUAUUAUAAACAAUCAAAUAAAAUACUGUUUUGGAUCUCACAUGUAUGAAAUUAUAACUUUUAAACCAAUAUUCUUACAUAUUUGUUUAAUAUACUUUCUGAAUAAAUAUACCAUCUUUAAAAAACAAUAUAGGCUGGAUAAAAUA